GGAGACGGAUCUCAUGGGUUUUCUUAUAAAAUCGUUUCGCAGUAGGACCCAGAGGAUCCAUCAUCUCAAAAGUUGGACACAAGUACACCUUUAUAUGAGUCCACCAAAUCAGGUUAUUUUUUUUUUAAAAAAGGGGGGCUCCACAAAGUGAUUCUUCUCAACUACGGAAAAAACCCUUCCGCUUUGAGUCUGUCAAUUGGCUCAAAGCAGCUGACAGGAAAGCACAAUGGUUCCUGCUGUCAAACUUGUAACAGCUAUAUAUAUAUAAGCAUGCCCCUGGACAGGUAAUGCAUCCUAACGGCUCUAGAGCAACGCUGCCGUGAAUGUGGCAAUUUGCAGUAAAAGACUGAGAGGACAGACUGAGAGAGGAUCAGGAUGAGCGCGUCUGUGGCAGUGUACAGGAACAUUUACACAGAGGACCGUUUCAAACAGACUUACGGUACCGAGGCCAAACCGCGCGAGCGCCUCCGGGAGAGGCUGUGCACGCGCUCCCGCUGCUCUCCACUCCACUGCCUCCACCUGCUCAAGCAGCGCAUGCCGAUUUUCAGCUGGUUACCAAAAUACAGACUCAGGAAAUGGAUUUUAGGAGACACAGUAGCAGGGCUGACAGUCGGGAUUCUACACAUUCCCCAAGGAAUGGCUUUUGCAUUACUGACAUCAGUGGCUCCAAUCUAUGGCCUGUACACAUCGUUCUUCCCUGUAGUUCUCUACAUGCUGUUCGGGACGGGGCGUCAUGUCUCCACAGGUACUUUUGCAGUGGUGAGUCUGAUGACUGGCACGGUGGUGGAACAGCUGGUGCCGAUUCCUCCUGAUCUUAACUGCAGUAGCCCAGAGGUUGCAGAGCUCGAAGAUCAGAGAAUUGGUGUGGCUUCAGCCAUAGCAUUCCUGUCAGGAGUGAUGAUGCUUUGUAUGUUCGGUCUGCAGUUGGGUUUCCUCUCCACAUACCUAUCCGAGCCCAUUGUUAAGGCUUUCACCAGUGCUGCCGCAUUUCAUGUGACCGUCUCUCAGCUGCAGAGCAUGCUGGGAUUGAGGCUUCCUCGCCACACAGGGACUUUUUCCCUCUUUAAGACUCUGGCCUCGGUGAUGGAGAACGUGCCCCAUACUAACCUUGCCGAGCUGCUGAUCUCUCUGCUCUGCCUAGCUGUGCUCGUUCCCAUCAAGGAAGUCAACACACGGUUUCGCCAGCGUCUCUGCACUCCUAUUCCUGUGGAAAUUCUCACUGUGAUAAUUGCUACAGGAGUCGCUUAUGCCUUUUCUCUCGAUUCCAAGUAUGAUGUCCAAAUAGUGGGUCACAUUCCAGCUGGGUUUCCUCGGCCUCGGCUGCCUGCAUUGCACACUGUACCAGAUAUAGCUGGUGACACAGUUGCUAUCACAUUUGUAGGCUAUGCUGUGUCUGUAUCAUUAGCGAUGAUAUACGCUGAUAAACAUGGCUAUUCUAUUCACCCGAAUCAGGAGCUGUUAGCACAUGGCAUUUCCAAUACAGUGUCUUCCCUGUUUACCUGCUUUCCCAGUUCAGCUACACUGGCGACCACAAACAUUUUGGAAAGUGCAGGUGGUUACACACAGCUCUCAGGUUUGUUCACAAGUCUGGUGGUCCUGAUUGUGCUGCUUCUCAUUGGCCCUCUUUUCUACUUCUUACCUAAGGCUGUCCUGGCAUGUAUAAACGUGACCAGCUUGCGACAAAUGCUCUUGCAGUUUCAGGACCUGCCAGAUCUGUGGAGGAUUAGCAAGAUCGAUUUUGUGGUGUGGCUGGUGACGUGGCUUUCGGUGGUCAUCCUGAAUGUGGAUAUGGGUCUGGCCAUCGGAGUGGUUUUCUCAAUGAUGACUGUCAUUUGUCGCACACAGAGAGCUAACUGCACAGUGCUGGGAAGGGCCUCCAAUACAGAGAUCUACCGGCCCAUCAACAAUCACAAUAAGUGCUAUGAAGUGCCUGGACUGAAGAUUCUGACCUAUAAUGGACCCAUCUACUACGGCAACCGCAGCUUCUUUAAGGCAGAUGUGAGCCAGCUGCUCGGUCUCACACCUGAGCGUAUCCACAGUCGUGAGAAGGCCAGGAAGGCACUGGAAAAGAGGGAAAAAGAGUCCAUUAACACCGUGGACCGGGGACUAGCAAACACCUCAUUUUCCUCUGAGAAUGAGUUCUUCAAAUCAGAAAUAGCAGAGAAUGAAGUCCAGACCGUACUAAUCGAUUGCAGCAGUGUUAUUUUUGUGGAUGUUGCAGGAGCCAAGCUCUUCAUACAGAUGUGUAUAGAUUGUCAGAAGAUGGGAGUGCAGAUAUUCUUGGCCAACUGUAAUGAGAGCAUAUUGGAGAUUCUCACAGCGAGCGGACUGAUGAGCUACAUGAACCCGCAGCACAUCUUCGUCACAGUCCACGAUGCCGUGGUCUACAUCCAGCAGCAAAGGGAGAAGCCUGGGUCAGAAAACACAAUGAUUUGGGUGUGAAUAUCCAAGAGCACCAUAAUAAAAUAAAGUAAAAUGAAAUAAAAUAACACAGAUACUUUACUUCAGCCAGAUCACUGGGCAUAGAGACUUUCACAGCUGCUACCAAAAAUGUUCUGCAGUGGAUCUCUUUACCUUCCCAGAUUUGUUGGAGAGUCACAUGUGUGUUUAUUCAGAGUAGGCCAUGUGUCACUUUGAUCACCGUUGUAGCUAAUGAAGCUUGCACUAUCGCUGUGAGUCUUUUGAAGCACACAUAAUUACUGUAUAUACUGUUUUAAAGGAUUAUGUGCACAAAAAUAUGCUCUCUCUCUCUCUCUCUCUCUCUCUCUCUCUCGAUCACCCUGUGCCUUUGUCUUCCUCCCACAACAUCCAUAUUUAAGAGUUUAUGGGAACAGUGAGAUCAGUAACUAUUCCGCCUUUAAUUAUGUUAUUUUAGUACAUUUGUAUGCUGCGAAACUCGUGACCAUUCCCUAGAAAUAUUUAUUUAUUUCCAUUUUCUAGUAUGAUUUUUAAUUGAUUGUAAAUGUUAUAAUCUCUCCUAAAGAAAGAUGCACUGAAUGAAUGGGCAAAAUCUAUUUUAAUAAAUUUUUAAAAAAUGCUCUUCACUAUGAA
This is a messenger RNA of Hemibagrus wyckioides, 3051 nucleotides long. RefSeq names its product solute carrier family 26 member 10 (gene slc26a10). Gene Ontology annotation, cellular component: membrane. Gene Ontology annotation, biological process: transmembrane transport. The transcript is spliced from 18 exons. The coding region runs from base 376 to 2442 and encodes 688 amino acids. The record is from RefSeq and is a predicted model, not a curated record. NCBI's taxonomy places the organism in Eukaryota, Metazoa, Chordata, Actinopteri, Siluriformes, Bagridae. Gene Ontology annotation, molecular function: sulfate transmembrane transporter activity; bicarbonate transmembrane transporter activity; chloride transmembrane transporter activity.